Ictalurus furcatus (blue catfish) is the source of this 4754-nucleotide messenger RNA. It is a transcript of the gene agtpbp1, whose product is annotated as ATP/GTP binding carboxypeptidase 1. The record is from RefSeq and is a predicted model, not a curated record. The coding region runs from base 342 to 3740 and encodes 1132 amino acids. Gene Ontology annotation, biological process: protein side chain deglutamylation; proteolysis; C-terminal protein deglutamylation. The transcript has 27 exons. Lineage: Eukaryota; Metazoa; Chordata; Actinopteri; Siluriformes; Ictaluridae. Gene Ontology annotation, molecular function: zinc ion binding; metallocarboxypeptidase activity.
GAGCACCACCUGCUGUGGUGUCACGUAAUAAAUGUUCACGGGAUGACACGGAAGUGUGUGGAAGAUCUGCAGAUCUUCAGUCUAUUAUUUCGGUGUCAUUUUUAGUGCUUAUGGGUUCUGAAUCUGCGUCAACGUUUGUCGUCCGUAGCUGGAGGCUAUCAAUAUGGAUUGCUAGUAAAUAAAACCGGAGCAACUAAGCAGGUUAAGGGAGUACUGAGAAAGGAGAUGUUGUAUGUUCUGAUGGGGCUGUUUUUACACACGUUACAGGGACGUGUGUGAUGUGUGAACGGCUUUACUUUUGUCUUUCACCGUCUGUUUGACCUGCGUGAGGGGGCCGAGCAAUGAAUAAACCCAAAAUGGCAAUGGAGAAAGGCAUCCCCAGCAGUUCCCGGGUGCUGAUGUUACUCGGGCAGUUGGAGAGGUUCAAUGGAGAGACCCUGCACUCCGACAGUGAGGCCAUCAGACAGGUGACCGGCAAAAUCCUGCACCUCAUCCAGACUCAAGAGAAGACGCAUAAGGAGAUCAUGGCUAAAGGCUCGAGUGGGAUGGAGGUCAUUCUCUCAACUCUAGAGAACACAAGGGAUUUGCAGACAACUCUGAGCGUCCUGGGGAUUCUGAAUGAGCUGUUGACUGUGGGUGGCGGCCGCAGGAUUGGCGUGUUCGUAUCUAAAGGAGGAACCGGCAUCCUCCUGCAGUUACUGAUCAGCUCCGGCAGAGAAACGUCUCCCAGUGAAGAGCUCAUGCUGCAGAUCCACGCUCUACUAGCCAAAGUCGGGCCUAAAGACAGGAAGUUUGGAAUUAAAGCACGGCUGAUCGGGGCUCUGAACGUGACCGUGAAUCUGCUGAAACAAAACCUGCAGAAUUACAAACUGCUGCUGCCGUGUAUACAAGUUCUCCGCGUCUACGCCAGCAACUCGGUGAACGGCGUGUCUCUGGGAAAGAGCGGCGUCGUGGAGAUGAUGUUCAAAGUCAUCGGACCCUACAGCAAGAAGAACACCACUCUGCUGAAAGUGGCCCUUGAUACGGUGGCAGUAUUGCUGAAAUCAAAAAUGAAUGCCCGGCGGGCGGUAGACAGGGGACACAUGCCAGCUCUGCUCGCCAUCUAUCAGGACUGGCACCAGAACGACACACGCCACAGACACGUGCUGAUUCGCAAGAGCAUUCUGGGUUGCAUCAAAAACCUCACCAACAUCAAGCUGGGUAGAAAGGCUUUCAUCGACGCAGAUGGCAUGAGGAUUCUCUACAACACAUCUACUGAGUGUUUGCCUGUUAGGACUUUGGAUCCUCUAGUCAACAUUUCCAGCCUGAUCAUGAGAAAGUGCUUUCCAAAGAACCGCUUGCCUGUGCCCACCAUUAAGAGCGUCUUUCAUUACCCACUACCACACGUUCCAGCCAGCGGACCCGUAGCUCAACUCUACAGUCAGCCCCCGGGGGUGGAUGACGUUGUAGAUGAGAGUGAUGAUAACGAGGACACAGAGAUUGACACGGAGAAUGAGGAGGAUGAGAAGGACCACAAGUCACAGAAUCAUGAUGUCGAGACUGAUCUCAACAAACUACGACCCAGACAGAUACCCAUACGCCCAUUUGAUGAAUUAAGACCUUUCGAGUGUUUCUUUCCGGAAUUUUCUGAGGAUUUUCAGGACUAUGAUUUUGAGACUAACAAAUCCAUGUCCCCUCCCGCUCCUGAAGCUCCAAAGCACCAAAAACACUCUAUAGUCAUCCCCACAGCUCAGACCAAACCCAGAAACAAAUCCUCACACCAGAACCAGGGAGAUAAACCACUGGAUCUGGACGGCAUCUCAAUCGCCAAAGCUCCAGAGCGGGAGCUGGUACACGGUCUGAGCCGGCUGCUUCUUGACACGUCCGAUCCGGUGAAUGGAGGAAGCUGUGUGGAGGCGGGGCUUCAGGAAGAGGGUGGGGAGCAGGCGGAGCUCGAGGUGCCCGAUACUGCCGCCCUUCUGCCUCUGCAUGACCCCGAUCUGUACCUGGAGAUGGUGAAGGGAACGUUCUCUGUGCCUGGGUACACUGAGGUGGCGUAUCCGGAUUAUUUUGGUCACGUAGCACCCAGCUUUCGUGAGCACAUUUUCGAGAGGGUUUAUGGUGUCCAGAGGGCAAAAAUCUUCCAGGAUAUUGAGAGGCUCAUUCACCCCAGUGACAUCAUGGAUAAAGUUGUGUAUGACCUUGACCUGCAGAGCUGUCCGUUAAUCGAUGACGGCGAGUCUCUGAAGUUCAACUCGCAGUUUGAAUCGGGGAACUUGCGCAAAGCAAUUCAAGUCAGAAAGUUCGAGUAUGACUUGGUGCUAAACUCGGACAUCAAUAGUAAUCACUAUCAUCAGUGGUUCUACUUUGAGGUGAGCGGAAUGCGUGUGGGGGUACCGUAUCGCUUCAACAUCAUCAACUGUGAAAAAUCCAACAGCCAGUUCAACUACGGCAUGCAGGCGCUCAUGUACUCUGUACAGGAAGCGAUCAGGGGAAGCCCUCGCUGGGUUCGUACUGGAUCUGACAUCUGCUACUACAAGAACCAUUUCUCACGGAGCUCCAUCGCAGCUGGGGGUCAGAAAGGCAAAUCCUAUUACACCAUCACCUUUACUGUGACCUUUCAUCACAAGGAUGACGUCUGUUACUUUGCCUAUCAUUACCCGUACACCUACUCGACCCUGAAGAUGCAUCUCCAGAAGCUGCACGCUCUGUGCACGCCUCACAUCUACUACAGACAGCAGCAGCUUUGUAAGACGCUCGGCGGAAACGACUGCCCUCUGCUGACCAUCACAGCCAUGCCGGAGUCCUCCAGCAACGACCACGUCUGCCAGUUCAAGAACCGGCCGCUUGUGUUCCUCUCCGCACGCGUUCACCCCGGAGAGACCAACGCCAGCUGGGUGAUGAAGGGCACGCUGGAGUUCCUGAUGAGCUCUGGCCCUCUGGCACAAAGCCUUCGAGAGAGCUACAUCUUCAAAAUCAUCCCUAUGCUCAACCCAGACGGGGUCAUCAAUGGAAAUCACAGGUGUUCUCUGAGCGGCGAGGAUCUGAACAGACAGUGGCAGAACCCCAGUGCGGAGCUUCACCCCACCAUCUACCACACCAAGAGUCUGCUGCAGUACCUCAGCGCUAUCGGGAGAGCACCACUGGUAUUCUGUGACUACCACGGCCACUCGAGGAAGAAGAAUGUGUUCAUGUACGGCUGCAGUGUAAAGGAGACGGUGUGGCAGACCAACGUCAGUGCCAGCUCCUGUGACCUGCAGGAGGAUCUGGGAUACAGGACUCUCCCUAAGUUGCUGUCUCAGCUGGCUCCUGCCUUUAGCUUGUCCAGCUGCAGCUUCGUGGUGGAGCGCUCUAAAGAGUCGACGGCGCGAGUGGUGGUGUGGAACGAGAUCGGCGUCCAGCGCAGCUACACCAUGGAGAGCACGCUGUGCGGCUGCGACCAGGGCAAAUACAAGGGUCUCCAGAUCGGGACGAGGGAGCUGGAGGAAAUGGGAGCCCAGUUCUGUGUGGCUCUGCUCAGACUAAGACGCCACACGUCACCUCUGGAGCUGCGUAACCACAACACGCACCUGCUGGACGUGGAGAGUGAUUUAAUAGACACAAGCCCCACCACUUACGUGAUGGAGGAAGAUGAGCCUGCCUAUAUAGAAGAAGUGGACUACAGCGCUGAGAGUGAUGACGAGAACGACCCCGAGCUCGAGCCCGCCCACCUGGACCUGAACUCAGACCCUGAAUUCAACCACCAAGACUCUCUGACCUGAGGGCUCGUCAGCUUAUGUAGUCCGCCCCAAAUUCAGCUUUGACACACAACCUAAAAAAAAAAAUACCAAAACCAGUCCUAGUUACUGAUACCAGUGUAUUCAAUUAAACUUCUUUUCCAUUUACAUAACAGCUACCUGAACUGUAUUGGGCACCUCAUAUACUUGCAAUUACCCAAAUUAGAUACUAUAAACAUUUCUUAAUAUUAAUACUAUGAAAAGGUUGCCAAUCCACAGAACCUGAUAUACGUAGAAUUACUGGACAAAAAGUAGAAUCUAACUGUAGCUAGUAAUGAACAUGUUAAAAAUGCAAAACUCCUUAACAAUCUCGAGUCAUUAAGAACAAGUUAAUGGUGCUACAUGUGGACGCUUCACAUUUCAACAUGUUCACAUAGACUACAGCGAAGCUGCCUUUCUCUUAAACCUUAAAGCAUUGACAUCACAUCACAUUAUAUCAUUAUAAUAGUGUUCCAUUGCAGCACAUUUUACAGUAUUGCAUGGCAUAAGAUAAAAAAAACACCCACCACCAUGCUUCACGUUGCAGUUCAGUGUGAGGAAUGUAAUACCUGGUUCAUCUUCAUAUCACUCGUGUGUAGUUGGUGUCUGAUAGCAGCUCAGUAUUGUGAACAGGUUACAGUAUUGGAUCAGUAUCACAUCGGUCAAGGUCGGAUCUUGCAGCCAUUUGCACCAUUUCGCAAAACAAACACACAAGCUCUUGUAUUUUAAUUUCCAUGUGACACUAUUUCUGUCAUGUUUGUAUAAUAAGUGCAUGACUCAUGAAUGUCGCUUUUCUAAUUUAUUUUAUUUGUUUGAAGGAAAAACAAUUUUUUUGUGGGUGGGGGGGCGCACCUGUUAUAGCUUUGUGUGUAUAUGAAUGUACGAGUGUGUGUAUGUGUGUGUGUGUGUGUGGAUAUGGCUUAAAUGUGUAUAGGAGAUACAUACCAAAAUUUAUUUGGUUUUAAAAAUAAUUGUCCAACCUCUGACAAGUGAAAGUAAUAAACAUUUAAGUAAAGCUGG